Saccostrea cuccullata (small rock oyster) is the source of this 3223-nucleotide messenger RNA. RefSeq names its product protein kintoun-like. Gene Ontology annotation, biological process: axonemal dynein complex assembly. The transcript has 5 exons. The coding region runs from base 38 to 2998 and encodes 986 amino acids. Gene Ontology annotation, cellular component: cytoplasm. The record is from RefSeq and is a predicted model, not a curated record. Lineage: Eukaryota; Metazoa; Mollusca; Bivalvia; Ostreida; Ostreidae.
CACAGACUAAGUCGUCAAGGUACAUGCCUAAACAACUAUGGCUUCCAAAGAAAAAUUUGAAGAUCUAAAUCUUUCUUCAGACGAAAUUAAGCAAAUUGGAGAAGCUCUUAAGAAUGAGGAAUUUAGAAAACUCUUCGUUGAGUACGCAGAAGAAAUUUCCAAUCCUGAAAACAGAAAGAAAUAUGAGGAAGAAAUCACACAAAUGGAGAAUGAAAGAGGAAUGGAUGUUCAGUUUGUCCACCCCAAACCAGGUCACUGCAUUAAAACGAGUGUAGACGGGAACACAAAGGCGUUCAUCAAUAUAUGUGUGAAUGACAAAGUUGAUACUCCACACUCUACCCCUCAAGUUAGCAACGGUCGUAAAGGUUUACACUGGCAGAUUCCUCAUGCUUUCUCUCCACCCAGAGAUGAUAUUGCAAAAUCUGGUGGAAAAUGCAAAGUGUUUGAUGUGGUGUUCAACCCUGACACAUACAGAAUGGGCGAGAAUCCUCGUUUUAUGAAGCUUGUUGAGGAUACUGCUGUUGAAGGUAUUGAGAAUCAGUUUGGUGUAAAAAUUGAUCGCAAAAAUUUGAAACCAAUGAAAAUGAAGUAUAAAGGUGUUCCUGUUGCAACCGUCAUUCGAACAAGAUCUAACCAGCCUACCAAGAAAUCAUCUGAUGAAGAACCUGACAGUGUUUUGAAGAAUAUUCCCUACCCAUAUGAUGAUAAAACAAGUGCUGAAAAAAGUGAAGAAAUGCGAGAAAAGCUUAAAAAUAAGAAGAAAGUAGAUGGUCAGAAAACAAAGUCUCAAAAAUCCCCAGAGAAAAAAGAAGGACCGACUGAGCCUAAAUAUUCUAUUAAACAUAGAUCAAAUAUUGACAUGCAGGAAUAUCGGAAUGCCCCAGAUGCUAAAACCAGUACCAGGCCAAAUGAGUUAGAAAUCAGAAUUGAAUUACCUUUGCUAGACUCAGCAAACCAAGUAGAACUUGAUGUCUUUGAGAAAAAACUGUCAUUGUCUUCAGAAAAACCAGCAAUGUACAAGUUGGAUCUAAAUUUGCCUUUUCCUGUGGAUGAUGAGCAAGGUUCUGCUAGAUUUGAUAAGUCAAAGCACUGCUUGAUUGUAACUUUACCAGUAUUACCUUUGGGACAAGUAGAGUUGCCAUUUUCUGGAGCCAGAGAUGUGGAAACUCGGGAAGAACAAGCUUUUCAAAACCAAGAAGAAACUCCCAAACUGAUUGAAGAAAUUCCACAGAAUGAUGAUUUACCAGAUUUAGAGGAGAUACAUAACCUGGAAGAAACUCCUUCAUCUCCUGAACAUGCUGAAACAAAACCCCAAGAUUCUGAGCCUGUAAAUCUCCCUUCUGCUCCAAAAGUGGCCUAUGGAUUUCCCGAUUUUAACUUCAGUCAGGACACUGAAGCUGUUUCAUUUGUCUUGAAGGUUUGGAAUGUCAUCCCUGAUUCUGUUUCAGUAACUUACCUUUCUUCAUGCAGUUGUCAGGUUCAGUUUUUGUCAAGAGGCUCAGGAGGAUUUCCAAUACACUACCGCUUCAUUGUCAAAUUCGAGGAAGGUUGUGACAUUGUCCCAGAGUACUGCACUACAGAUGUGAAUGAAGCCAAUGUUGUGCUGACCAUCCUUAAGGAAAAGAAGGCUAGAAGAGAUUGGCAUAUGUUCUAUGCGGGCAGCAGUGAAGAUCACCUUCAGGAGUACUUGUUUGUGACUGAGAAGAACCUUCUGACAGAACUUAAUCAGCUGACGGCAGAACCAGAACAAGUGGAACCAGAGACAGAAACUACAGCCUCAGUUGUUGUGACUGAAAUGAAUAAAAAGAAACUGGCGAUAAAGGUCAAGAAGAACAAGCAGCAACAUGUAAAGACAAACCAGGCAUCAUCAUCAUCAGGCGCGAGGACUAUUACCCCGCUGACAGAUUCUGAAGAAGAGGAGUUGGCUUCUGUAGACAACGGACCGCCUUCAGCAGAUAUUCAGGUUGUUCAUGAUCGAGAAGUCAGUAACCUGCAGGGAAUUUUAAAGCAACGCACAGUGUCGGAGUCUAGUGAGGAUUUGACAAGUUCCAAUAGCAGCUGCAGUCCCAGCAGUCCACGAGAGGACCUGUUUGGAUUCAAGAAAUCGGUCAAGUUUAAUGAUCGUAUCGAUCAGACCACAUUCCGCUCUGGAGCAGCCGUCACUUCCAUGACUACAGCUCUGAAGAGUAAACGUCGCAGAAACAGGAAAAGAGAUGAAAAGAAAAGUGGUAGACAGCGGCUGAACAGUGGGGGCUCAGAGGGUACAUCUAGUGGAGAGGAAUUGGAAUCAAGGCAGUUUGUGGAAGAUGAGGAAGAGCAGACCCCCAGCACUGAUAAACAGGAAGUUGUAAUCCAGGAGGAGGCUGGGAAAGAAGAGGAUUCAAUCAAGGCUCAAGUCAAGUCUCAGGAGGUUGUUAUAGAAGGAAAGAGCAGUGAAAGGGAGAAAGAAGUGGAAGAUGGUGAUAAGAUUAGCUCUGAUGUAUUAGAGACGUGUAAUGUUGCCUUGGAGAGUGUUGAAAGCAAGCUGGUGAAAGAUAUCAAGGAGAAAUUGUCCAUGGCAAAGCCAGUGCACUGCAGUGAUAGUGAUGACGAUGGUGGUGAAGUGGAAGAGAAAAAUGUGAAUGGAGUGAAAGAAGAGGAAGUUCAUGUGAUUGUCAAAGAUAAACCGCUAGAUUUUAGGACUAAUCCAACUAAAGUUGGCCAUUCCAAGCAAUCAAAAUUCACAGAGCAGCUAGAUAAAUCCUCCAACCUUUCUGCCAAGCAGAGUGGUGAAGAUUCCGGUGUGGAGAGUGGCCUGGAGGGACCAGGCGAUUCCUCCGAGAAGCCAGGGGACAAGAUAGAGACGGCACUCACCUGGGAGGAGCCAUCCAAGGCUGACCCUGUUCCUGUGACCCAGUCUAAGGCUCCUAAUGUCACUGACCUGACCACUCAGGACCACACUACUAAGUGUGCUUUUGACUUCUCCAAUGCCAUAAUGUUUGACCUCGAUGUUGACUAAGUCUAACAUUCUCACCCUUCAUAUAUACAAACUGUUAAUUGUUUGUAGAUUUUAUUUUUCCUUCAAACUUUAUGGUGAGAGAUUUUCUUUUAAAUCAUUUAAUUAUAAUGAUUAAAUGUGAUACAAUGUACUUUGGUGAUUUUCCCAUUUGUCAUUUUGUUAUGGUGACAUUAAAACUGUGUUCAAAUUUUGAAUGGAUAAUGAAAUAAAAAUUUCCUCAAAGUU